AUGCUGUUCCUUUCCUACCUCACCGCUUUGCUCUGCACGGCGGGAGCUGCCUUUGCUGCAAAACCCAAGGUCGACAAGUUCGAGCGCUUUCAAUCGCUAUCUCACGGGGGCGCCAUCGAUCUCAACGAUAAGACAUACAAUGAACUCACAGUUGCUCCUCGUGAUUACUUCACCGCCGUUCUUCUCACUGCGAUAGACAGUCGCUUUGGCUGUGUUCUCUGCCGGGAAUUCCAACCUGAGUGGGAUAUCAUCGCAAGAAGCUGGAACAAAGGCCAAGUGGAAGAUAUCAACAUGGUCUUUGGUACCCUGGAUUUCACUGACGGAAAAGAAACUUUCAAGAGUCUUAUGCUACAAACUGCCCCCGUGGUACUGGUGUUCCCGCCCUCUACAGGCCCAUACGCGUCGGCAGAUGGCCCCUUCUCAUUCGAAUUCACUGGUCCAAUUUCUGCCGAUCAACUCUAUAACUGGAUAAACCGUCAUCUCCCAGAAGGCCCGAAGCCUCGUAUCGUACGCCCGAUCAAUUACGUGCGAAUUGGUUCAGGGAUCACGCUGUUUCUUGGUAUCAUAACCGUCUUCACGGUCGCUUCGCCAUAUAUCCUACCUGUGCUUCAAAACCGAAAUAUCUGGGCCGGGAUCAGUCUCAUCGCCGUUCUUCUCUUUACCAGUGGCCACAUGUUCAACCACAUUCGCAAAGUGCCGUACAUUGCUGGAGACGGCCGAGGUGGAAUUAGCUACUUUGCUGGUGGUUUCUCAAACCAGUUUGGCAUGGAGACUCAGAUUAUAGCCGCAAUUUACGGUGUGCUGUCAUUUGCAACCAUUGCACUUGCACUGAAGGUUCCCCGUAUGUCCGACAACAAAUCUCAGCAAGUGGCCGUUGUUAUUUGGGGUGUGGUGCUCCUUGGAGUCUACAGCUUCCUCCUCAGUGUCUUCAGAGUCAAAAACGGAGGCUACCCAUUCUUCCUCCCCCCAUUCUGA
Messenger RNA from Talaromyces rugulosus, 975 nucleotides. RefSeq lists its product as uncharacterized. Bases 1 to 975 code for a protein of 324 amino acids. Lineage: Eukaryota; Fungi; Ascomycota; Eurotiomycetes; Eurotiales; Trichocomaceae. The transcript is spliced from 4 exons. Gene Ontology annotation, cellular component: oligosaccharyltransferase complex. The record is from RefSeq and is a predicted model, not a curated record.